Messenger RNA from Helianthus annuus (common sunflower), 1674 nucleotides. RefSeq lists its product as uncharacterized. The coding region runs from base 1 to 1674 and encodes 557 amino acids. Lineage: Eukaryota; Viridiplantae; Streptophyta; Magnoliopsida; Asterales; Asteraceae. The record is from RefSeq and is a predicted model, not a curated record. The transcript is spliced from 3 exons. Gene Ontology annotation, molecular function: zinc ion binding.
AUGAAGCUUGAGUUGGGAAAGAAAUGUUUGUUAGAGCAUUUCGAGUUUAAAGUUGAUAGAUCAUCUAAGACACGGUAUGAAGUGUCAUGCAAGGGUGAUGGUUGUGAAUGUCGAUUUAAGGCUAACCCAAAGGUUUUGGGUCACUUUUUAAAGGAACAACUAAAAGAUAGUGGUAGGAUAUAUCGAGCGAAAGAGAUUGUUAAAGAUUUUAGACAAAGAUUCGAGGUUGAGAUAACAAACCUUCAAGCUUGGCGUGGUAAAAGCCAUGCACUUGAACUUCUACAAGGAACAACCCAAGACUCUUUUGCCAAACUACCAAUAUACUGUUACAAUUUGAAGCUUGCAAAUCCUGGAAGAGUUACUCACAUCUUGGUUGAUGAGCAGAGUCGUUUUGAAAUGGUUUUUGUUGCUUUAGGUGUUGCGAUUCGUAGCUUUAUGUUUAAUCUAAGACCGGUCGUUAUCAUUGACGCGGCAUACCUAAAGGGUGAAUUUAAAGGGACGUUGUUUUUAGCAGUGGCCAUGGAUGGAAAUAAUCAUAUUUUACCAAUUGCUUAUGGCAUUGGAAAAUCAGAGGAUGGUGAAUCUUGGACAUGGUUUCUCUCAAAGCUUAGAGACUGUGUUGGUGAAAUAGCAGAUAUGGGGAUCAUUUCGGAUAGGGCGAAUUCUAUACAUGUAGGUGUUAGAAACGUGUUUCCACGUGUUUACCACGGGUUGUGUUGUCGUCAUUUAAUGAUGAAUUUACGUUUGCCGUCGUCUAAAAAAAAAGAAAACGAGGCACUAUGGUGGAAGACAUGUAAAUCUUAUCGGAUGUCUGAUUUCAACGAGUCAUUCAAUGCCUUGUGUCUUGUCGUUCCUAGAAUACGCCAGGUUCUAACAAAUAUUGGGUUUGGUAGAUGGGCAAGAGCUCAUUGUCCCGGCAAUCGAUACCACUAUAUGACAUCUAAUAGUGCGGAGUCUAUUAACUCUUUGUCUAGAUUCUCGCGUAAGAUGCCGAUAACGCAACUUAUCGAAUUCUUCCAUGAGUCCGUACAAAAAUGGUUUUAUGAACGUCGACUGCAGGGCAUGCAGGAGAGCCACUCACUGACUCACUGGGCACAGAAGAAAAUUUUAAAGAAAAUUGAAGGGUCUAGAACUUGGACUGUUGCAGGCAUCGGGGCAAACAGUUUUCUUGUUGAAGACGGUGGGAAAAGGGGUUUAGUUGAUUUUUUGAAUCGUUCGUGCAGCUGCCGUGUCUGGCAAGUUUCUGGUCUACCUUGUGGGCAUGUGAUUGCUGUUUCAAGAUUUUUGGGUGAACAUGACUGCAUUCAUCAUGCAUUCUCGUGUUAUUCAAACGAAGUAUACAAAAAAACGUAUGAAGAAUCGAUUAAUCCUCUGCCUCAUAGGUCUGAAUGGGUGAUACCAGAAGGCCUUGGCAGUGUAUUACAGCCGCAUAUUACAAAACGUCAAUCUGGUCGUCUAAAAGAAAACACUCGAAUCUUGUCUCGUGGGGAAGAGCCCGUUCAGGUAUAUUGUUCGCGGUGUCGAACAUACGGCCAUGUUCGUGACGUUUGUUUAGAUCCAAUGCCAUCACAGAUUCGUUCACGUAAAUCAUCAGGCAAAGGAAAAGGGAAAGAGAUAGAAACCCAGAGUCCAACGGAUGACAUUUUUCCAUCUUAUAAUUUAGCAGAAUUUUAA